UACUGAUAUAAACAUGAUAGGAUUUCUUUUUUCUGCAAUAAUUUUCUGGAACCCUUUAUUGUCCGAUUCUGCUGAUGAAAUCGCUGUGAUGCAAGGACAUGUUCAUCUUGGAGGACUGUUUGAAAUAUUUGGUGAUAGGGAAUGUAAAAAUGAAAUACAAGCAACGUCCAUUCGAAACUUUGAAGCUGUGAAAUGGACACUAAAGAAAUUAAAUGAGGCAAAUUACAUUCCAGGAAUAAAACUUGGUAUAGAAGCAUUCCCUACAUGCAAUGUUUACGGAAGAGCUUUAGAACAUACAACACGAAUGAUAAAUAGAAAAUUUCAUGAACCAAUGAAAUCCAAUGCAACUCCAGUCAUAGGCUUGGUUGGUCCAGAAUAUAGUCAUGAAGCGGUAGACGUAUCGUCAUACAUCAGUGGGUUGGAGAAAAAUAACUUAAUUCUACAAACACUUUUUUCAACAACCGCCUCAGCCCUCAGUGAUGGGAACAAAUUUCAAAAUAUCUUAAGGGUUAUCCCAGAGGAUUCCAAACAAAUAUUGACUAUCAUUUCUCUCAUGGAAAUACUUGACUGGAACUAUGUUGGUGUCAUAUACGAAAACAAUGCAUAUGGGAUAGGGAACUUUCAAGGAUUUGAGAGCAAGGCUAAAGCAAAGAAAAUAUGCAUUGCAUAUUCUUCAGCUAUUUCACAGGAAAAUGGACUUGUAAAAUCUCAAGAACUGCAGAAAGCUAUAGAUUUAGUUAUUUUUCAUGCUGAAAGUACAAUAACAGGAGUUAUUGUAUUUGCUUCUACUAAAACUGUUAAAGUGUUACUCAAUGUUGUCAACAAACUAAAACAAAAUUACAUAUUCCGACUUGGACUGAUUUUCUCAGAAGGGUCUUCUACUAUAGACAAAAAUACUUUGAAGCUAUAUGAUGUAUCUAAAGGAUCUUUCUUUUCUAUCCCUCCUGUGGUAUCCUUCAAAAGUUUUAAAACCCAUUGGGUAAAUGUUCUGAGUAAUAAAACAAUUUUCAGUCAGGAAAUGUUAUCUAAUCCCUGGCUCAAAAAGUUUGUUUCUUGUGAUAUUCAAAGCCCUUCCUGUUCAAUGCCUACCAAAGAUGACCUGGAUUCUGUAACUGGUCUCAAUGUGUUUGAAGGUUAUGCAAUCAUAUCUACAAUAUUACACGCCAAAAUUCUCAGAGACCUCCACAGGGAAAUGUGUGAAGGAGUUGAUGGGUUGUGCACUAAUCUCAACAGCACGCUGUGGGACAAUGCUUAUAAACUGGUGUUAAUGGGAAGAAACGCCAAAGUCAGUUUAAAGGGAGAUAUUCCUGAUGAACUACAACAACCCUUGGAAAUAACUUUCAAAGGAAAUCCCAAUGCUUAUAUUUUUGGAAAUCUACCUGAAUAUGAAGUUCAUCACUUUCGAUAUUGUCUACGCGAGAAUCAAGAAGUUUGCUUAGUGAAAGUUGGGAAUUACAACAAUACAACAUUAGAUUUAAAUACCACGUUACUCAGAGACUACACGGAAAACGCGAAUGGUUUAUCAUGGCCAGAUAUUAUAAAAGCACAGUGUAAAGAUGGGAAAAAAUGUGAAUCAUGUCAAAAUAGUAAUUUGUUUGAUGAAAUUAUUUUUAAAGAAGGCGACUUUUAUGUCGGGGCAGUUGUUCCUGUGUUUAAUAAAGACUCCAAUGAUCCUAUAAAGUGUGGACUUAUUCGAGAUUCAAAUGGAUGGGAAAUUGUAGAAGGAAUAAGGUUCGCAGUAGAAACAGUAAAUAAAAAACUAGGUAGAUUUGCCUGGAUGUUUGGAAGGAAUAAAAUAGGAUACAUUAUUUUCAAUAGUUGUAACCAACCAUUUCUUAUUCAAGAAAAACUUUUAGGGUUUUUUAAAGAAAGGAUGCAAUUAUCUAACGGUUCGCAUGUUUUAGAUGUUGCAAGUAAGCUUCUUGGAUUUGUUGCUGCAUAUGGCAGCGAAAUCAGCAUAGCAACAGCAAGUAUACUUCAGAAAUUUGAUCUUCCUCAAAUAAGUUACGCCUCCACUGCUGCCGUGUUAAGUAACAGAACUACCUAUAAAUACUUCAUGCGCACGUGUACUCCUGACGAUAAACAAGCUCUUGCGAUGGUUAAUAUAGUGAAAACACUCAAUUCUUCGUACAUACAGAUUAUGUACAGUGAAGGAAGCUAUGGCGAAGGAGGAAGAAACGCUAUUAUACGCGCAGCUAACGAUAUGAAAAUAUGCAUUGCAAAUGAAAUCAAAGUUCCACAGGGUGAUUACGCAAAGAUCCGUGACAAUCUUCAAAAAACGCCGUAUGCUACAGUUGUCCUUCUUUUUUUAAGAAGUCAUGUUGUACAGGAAGUAAUGACCGUGCUAGACAAGUCAAUAGAUCCUUGGCCAUAUCUUUUUAUAGGUUCUGAGGCGUUUGGAAAACAACAAAGCAUAAUAGCUGGCAAGCAUAAACUAGAAGGAACCAUUUCGUUGUCACUCCAAAUGACACCUGACACUGGAGAAUCCAAAUUUGAGAAAUAUUUGCACGAUAUACUUGCUGAAGGAGAUGAUAUAAACCCUUGGACAAAAGAAUACUUUGAAACGAGAAAUAAAUGUUUUCUGUCGGGUAGCUUUAACAAACACUCUAAAUCUAAGUGUGCAGACAUUAAAGCUGAAUUCAACAACCAAGACUAUCAACCAGAACUAUGGACCGCCUUUGCUAUCAAUGCCAUGUUUUCUCUUCUGCAAGGAACAAAUAAAUCUUUUGCUGAUCUCUGUGGCAGCCAGUCUUCUACUUUAUGUCAAAAAUAUCGAAAAUCUCCAAAAGACGUCUACGACAAGAUAAAGAAUGAAAAACUGGUGAUUGAUGAAAAUAAGAUUCCAUCCAAAGUUUUUGAUGAGAAUGGCGAUGGUAAUAAGGGAUAUGAAAUAUAUCAAGUCCAGAGGAAGGCCUCAGAUGCCAGUCAACUGAUAUUUGUUGAAAUCGGUCGGUAUACUUUGGAGGAAAAUGGUUAUUCAAUACACAAUAAGAGGAUAAAGGACCCCUUCAAGACUUUGCCUUCAAUAUGUCCAAACCCGCCGGAGUGUAAAAGAUGCAUGGAACAGGUCGGCAGCCAGGAUAAGUCCACUCCUGUGGAUGGGUAA
Saccostrea cuccullata (small rock oyster) is the source of this 3106-nucleotide messenger RNA. RefSeq lists its product as uncharacterized. Lineage: Eukaryota; Metazoa; Mollusca; Bivalvia; Ostreida; Ostreidae. Gene Ontology annotation, biological process: regulation of synaptic transmission, glutamatergic; G protein-coupled glutamate receptor signaling pathway. The transcript has 6 exons. Gene Ontology annotation, molecular function: adenylate cyclase inhibiting G protein-coupled glutamate receptor activity. Bases 14 to 3106 code for a protein of 1030 amino acids. The record is from RefSeq and is a predicted model, not a curated record. Gene Ontology annotation, cellular component: plasma membrane.